Colletotrichum spaethianum is the source of this 276-nucleotide messenger RNA. RefSeq lists its product as uncharacterized. The record is from RefSeq and is a predicted model, not a curated record. The transcript has a single exon. Lineage: Eukaryota; Fungi; Ascomycota; Sordariomycetes; Glomerellales; Glomerellaceae. Bases 1 to 276 code for a protein of 91 amino acids.
AUGAACCGUCAAGCUAACAUCGACCACGACACAGACAUUGCCUGCAUCUCAUACGCCACACUCAUCAUCACCGCGACUAGUAUCUGCCAACAAUUUUACGACUUUGCUUUCUGGGUGGACAUCUUGACGGACCAGUUCUACUUUUCAAGAGAGAAUGCCGAUAACGCGGAGGUUCAAUAUAACAAAGGAUCACGGGGAAUCAAGCUCGCUCUGAGCUACGUCCGUAAGUUUGAAAACUUGAGUCUCGCUGCUAGAGUUCUCAGCACCGCUGCGUAG